CAUUUUGAAUUUUAUGCUCUUUAGACGCAUACAUAGCUAUCCAUGACUGGAUGUGCUUUGAAGCCCCCCUUGGCGAAUCAUAGUUCUGGUGCUGGACUUGCCAGUUUGACAUGUAGCAAUUUGUUUCCCAGAGUCCGAUACAUUGUCUUUCGUAUCAUUUGUCGUGGUAUUAUGGGUCUUCUCGAAAACUUUUGGGACGAUACAUUAGCUGGUCCUAGGCCUGAAAAUGAUCUGAAAAAGUUACGCCGGUACGAUUCUGGUCCUUUGCCAUCAUCUGAAGAUGUCCCAGUGAUCUCUCGUUCCAUCACCAUACCCAAAAGCAAUUGCUCCAAUAUCCGCGUCUCUCUGGAUGAUUCGUCUUCCUCCGGUCCUUCUUCUCCGGCGGGGUCUAGCACCCCUGGAUCCCCUCUCUCAUCAUGGACGUCAAGGGACACGAAGCAAUUGAUGAGGAUGAAAUCAACAUCGGCGGCAUUAGAACGAGCCGAACCUAGAAUCCCUACGGUUUACGAUUGGAUGGUGAUAAGCGCUAUCGAUCGAUAAACAACAACAACGAAACCGGAAGCUAUGGCCUCUCAUACCAGCAGCCAUUUGCUGGACAAUUUGGAAGUCCUGGAAUGCAAUAGUUCUCGAAAACAUCAAUUCCAAUACGAGUGAGGUGAUAAAUAAGGUGAAAAUUCAAGCUUAUUGCCGGUAUCACUGUAGUACAGUGUUAAAGUCACUGUAUGAUGAUACUAGUAACCUGAAUUUGAAACUCGUUAAUACCAAAUUCUUUACCUCAAGCAUACUGAUGGGCUCAGUGAUGAGGUUAUGAAGAUUCAUGCUUAGUGUCGCGCUCUUAAUGAUGAGGUUAUGAACAGUCUUUAUCUUGAUUCAAUCAUCAACAACUGGAGUAUCUAUUUUAGUUCUUAAUGUAACCGUUGUGCCCAUCAUUUAUUUUUUUAUUUUUUUUAUUUUUUUUUUGGGUGUGUGUUUGGGAUCUGUCGAGAAUUUGUUCCUCUUGCUUUUGUUGGGUUGUGAGUUUGCAUCUCUUGAGCUUGUUUUCCUGCUCUUUAUGUCUUUAUUCUAUUUUUAACCAUUUUUUUGUUGUUGAAGAAUUGGAAAUAUAUAUAGUAAAUAAAUAUAAUAUAUAAGUAUUUUCUAA
This is a messenger RNA of Papaver somniferum (opium poppy), 1141 nucleotides long. RefSeq names its product dormancy-associated protein homolog 4-like. Lineage: Eukaryota; Viridiplantae; Streptophyta; Magnoliopsida; Ranunculales; Papaveraceae. The transcript is spliced from 3 exons. The coding region runs from base 43 to 540 and encodes 165 amino acids. The record is from RefSeq and is a predicted model, not a curated record.